UACGAAAGUGAAUAUCAACUUCAAUCAAAGUUAUCUUAGUCGCUUUGGCGGUUUAUCAAUUUGUUAACAAUUAAUUAACUUUAAAACACAACCGUUAGUACUAAGUUUAUAUUUUUUGGUUUCUUUAAUCUUUUUCAAUAAGUUUCGUUGAAAAAUUGUAUAUUAUAUUUGAACUGCUUAUUACUAGACUUAUAGCAGCAUAUAACUUUCUAAAACAAUGGCAAAUGAGCAAAAAGUUAAAUUUGAGGAAAAUCAAAAUCUAGAAUUCGAUAUAACUAGAAAACGACUAUAUGAUAUUGUUGUACUUGGAGCUUCUGGUUAUACUGGAAAGUAUGUAGUUAGAGUAGUUGCACACUUGAGUAAAAAGUAUAAUUUUUCAUGGGCAGUUGCUGGUCGAAAUAAAAAUUUACUUCAAAGUGUAUUGAAUAGUAUUUAUGAAUCAAUAGAUGGUUAUAAGGACAAAAUAAUUGAUAUCAUACCAGUUGACUUAAAAGACUUUAAAUGUGUUCAACUAAUGACAAAAAUUACUUCAGUAGUGAUAAAUUGUGUUGGACCAUAUUAUUUGUAUGGGGAAAUAGUUGUUAAAUCUUGUGUGUCUCAAGGAACACAUUAUGUUGAUGUUACUGGUGAAUCUUUGUUCAUGGAUAAAAUGGCUUAUAUGUAUAAUAAUGAAGCUGAAAAAAAUGGGUCUAUAAUUGUAAAUGCUUUAGGCAUGGAAAGUGUUCCUGCUGACUUGGGUGUCGAUUAUUUAUUUCAAAAGUUUAAUGGUAAUUUAACAAGUAUUGAUAUCUAUAUGAAACUAGGAAGCAAAUCAUCUAAAUUUAAUACAGAUGUGAAAAUGCAUGAUGGAACUUGGAAAAGUAUAAUAUACCAUUUAGCAACUGGCAAUGAACGUUUACGAAUAAGAAAUUUACUAGAUAAAUCCAUUGGAAUGACUACUAGACCAAAACCUAAUAUCUCUAAAAUAUUACAUAAGCAAGAAAUUAGUAAGAGAAGCCAGUGGUGUCUACCUAUGCCAGAACCAGAUCAAGCUGUAAUAGCAAGAUCAUUAAAUUAUUCAAAAAUAGUUGAAAAAAGAACUAUUAACUGUGAAGUAAGAAAUUACAUAGUUAUUGGUAGUUUAAUAAUGGCUGUUGUCAAUCUAUUUUUAUGUGUUUUACUAUCGUGUUUAGUUUUAAUUCCACCAUUGAAGACCCUUUUUGUUAAUUUUCCAAAAAUAUUUUCUUUGGGAAUAGCAAGUGAACAAGGGCCAAGUGAAAAAAAUAACGAAAACUCAUUUGUUUCAUUUACAUUUAUUGGUAAAGGAGACAUCUCCAUUAAAAAUACUAAUAAACAAAAUGAUUCUACCAAUACUAUAAUUUUAAAGAUCAAAGCUUCAAAUCCUGGUUAUGGAUUUGCUAGUAAAGCAGUUGUCUUAGGAGCAGUAACUUUAUUGCAAGACAAUAUUCCAAAAGGUGGUGUGUUAACACCAGCUUCAGCAUUUAAAAAUACAAAUUAUUUGAAGCGAUUAAUUGAACAUGAAGCUAUGGAUAUUGAAUUACUGUCAAACUCUAUAAAUUUAAAGAAUCAUACAGAUUAAGGAUUAUUUUCAAUUUUUAUUUUAACAGCAGUGGAUUUUUUAGCUAUAUUCUUGGCAUUGUAUAAUUUAACAUUAUUUUUUUGAAGCGGGAUUAUUAUUGGUAAUAAAUUGAACGCUCACUUAUGAAUAAUUUGUUUGAUAUUUUUUAAUUUUUAAUUAAUGUAAUAAACAUUAAAUUUAAACAAGAAUGAAUAAUUUUUACAAAAUAUUUGUUCCUUAUUUUUAUGUAUAAUUAAAACUUAAAUGAAAAGAUUUAAAUACAAUUGUGACUAUUAACGCGUCGAUGAUCGUCCAGCGGUGGAACAUACACUGAUUAAAACUAUGCUACAAUAGACACAUUGCUGGCCAGAUAAACAAAGAUAAAGAUACAAUAUUAUAUAAUGAAUCGUGUUAACAAUUAUUUUUACACUUAUUGUUAGAAUAAUUUGUCAAAAAUAAAAAAUCUUUAUAAAUGGAAAAAUAUAGAUUAGUCAAAUACGCAAUAAAAACUUAAUAGUAAAAAAAUAUUUUUUUUUAUUGGUUAAAAUAGACUAAUAAUCGAAAAAUUGGUUGAUAUAUUCUUUUAAUUCUAGACCCUUGACAUAUUGUUCAAUACUCAGAAACCAAAAAAAAAUAUAUGCAUGCGGAUUGGAAAUUUAAUAUACAUAUCUCAUUAUCCGGGCAAGAGCUUCCCACUAAACUAUCCAGCAGUUAUUCUUAAUCCCCAAGUACAAGUCUCUUAAAUAGUUAAUGAUAAUAUAUAUAUA
Daktulosphaira vitifoliae (grape phylloxera) is the source of this 2325-nucleotide messenger RNA. RefSeq names its product saccharopine dehydrogenase-like oxidoreductase. The record is from RefSeq and is a predicted model, not a curated record. Gene Ontology annotation, cellular component: mitochondrion; plasma membrane; lipid droplet. Gene Ontology annotation, biological process: glycolipid biosynthetic process. Lineage: Eukaryota; Metazoa; Arthropoda; Insecta; Hemiptera; Phylloxeridae. The coding region runs from base 218 to 1579 and encodes 453 amino acids. The transcript has 10 exons.